Messenger RNA from Eimeria tenella, 771 nucleotides. Its product is annotated as Eukaryotic translation initiation factor 3 subunit I. NCBI's taxonomy places the organism in Eukaryota, Apicomplexa, Conoidasida, Eucoccidiorida, Eimeriidae. The record is from RefSeq and is a predicted model, not a curated record. Gene Ontology annotation, cellular component: eukaryotic translation initiation factor 3 complex, eIF3m. The transcript has 6 exons. The coding region runs from base 1 to 771 and encodes 256 amino acids. Gene Ontology annotation, molecular function: RNA binding; protein binding; translation initiation factor activity. Gene Ontology annotation, biological process: cytoplasmic translational initiation.
AUGCCCACCCAGCAGACCAAGUUCGUCCUCGCCCACGACAACUUCGGGGCCAACCAGAAGGCCAUUAAGGCUUGGAGGGUGGACGGGGAGACCCCGAAGCGGCUGUGGAUACAAGACGACUUUGCUGCAAGGUGUAUUCAAGUCCACUGGGGCCCCUUCGACGAGACAGUAAUAUCAACUCACGAAAACGGGGACAUCAUGGUGUGGGACGCUGCAACCGGCGAGUACAUCAGCGAGCUGCGCGGCCACAAGUCCCUCAUCACGUGCAUGAGUUUCUCUGACGACAGAAUGCUGGCCCUCACGAGCUGCUCAGACGGCACAGCAAAGUUAUGGUCAACGAAGGACUGGGAGUGUUUGAAGACGUACACUACCGACCGGCCAUUGAACUCUUGCGCGCUGAGUCCGCUGCUGACCCACCCUGGCUCCGAGCGGAAGCUGCACUUGCUGCUGGGUGGCGGACAGGCGGCUGAGGAUGUCACAACUACAGGGUUUCUCCAUCUGGAAAGCACUUUCGCGGGCACGAACAAACCUCCGGAGGGUCCAAGUGUGCACGGAAUGCACUGCGCAGCGAGCGGGGAAGGCAAGUUCGAGGCGCUGCUGUACCACGUAGUGCGCGGCGAAGAAAUCGCUAGCUGCAAAGGCCACUUCGGGCCGCUGCACACGCUGGCUUGGAAGCCAGACGGCAGCGGCUACGCCUCUGGCGGAGAAGACGGCUACGUCCGCCUCUACUCCUUCGACGAAGAGUACUUCACAGACGACAAGUUCCAGUGA